Molecule: messenger RNA, 1098 nt
Organism: Papaver somniferum (opium poppy)
Lineage: Eukaryota; Viridiplantae; Streptophyta; Magnoliopsida; Ranunculales; Papaveraceae
Product: probable ubiquitin conjugation factor E4
Exons: 2
Coding region: 1-1098 (365 amino acids)
Biological process (GO): protein polyubiquitination
Cellular component (GO): cytoplasm; ubiquitin ligase complex; nucleus
Molecular function (GO): ubiquitin-ubiquitin ligase activity
Source: RefSeq, a predicted model, not a curated record
AUGAAUGCGUUGCUAGGAUAUGCUCCCUUCCCACAGCCAGAGCAGGAUAUGAAGCUUCUUCCUAAAGAAGCGAAAAAGGAUUGGAGAAAUUAUUGUUGUUAUAUAUCUCAGAUACUGCAUGAUAAAGCAUUACUUAAGGACGCACUAUCCUUCUAUGGCUUGAUGGUUGUUUGGUUGGUAGGUCUUGCUGGCGGGUUUAAAAUGCCUUUGCCAUCAAGCUGCCCAAUUGAAUUUGCUUGUGUGCCUGAACACUUGGUCGAAGAUGCAAUAGAAAUGCUUAUUUUUGUACUUCGGUGCAGCGAAUUAUUGGUUGAUGGCAUUCCUGAAAUGGAUGAAUUUAUAAAAUUCAUUAUAAUGUUCAUGGCAAGUCCAAAUUAUAUUCGAAACCCUUAUAUAAGAGAAAGGAUGGUGGAACUCUUGAGUCUGUGUCUCUGCAACCGAAGAUGCGCAUGUUCAGUGAUUACCGUUUUCAAAGGCAGUCAACUAAACCUGGAGUUUCUUGUUGGUGAUCUUCUAGAACUUUAUGCCAAGGAGGUGUUCACUGGUUCUCCAAACAAUCUUCAGUUCCGCAAAAGUAUUUUGGAAAUUCUUGCUUUGAUCAAUGAGAAUAUCAAUCUUCUUGACAGUGAAUCAUUUCUGUGGAUGCAGGAGAGAGACCGUAUGUUUAAGUAUGAUAAGGAUAUGAUUGGACGUCGUAUUUCGUACAGAAUUGCAAGUCUAGAAAUGCUAGCAUUUACAUCAAAGCAGAUUAUUGUUCCUUUCCUCCUUCCACAUAUGGUAGAUACAGUGGCUACAAUGCUCAAUCACAUUUUGGUACAUCUUUUGAGCCUUCACACGAAAUCUUCUUUCGGGACAAGGCGCUUUAUGAAGUGUGGUUGUUGUCUGGAGAUAUUGCUUAAGCAGAUUGUCAGUAUUUAUGUACAUCUUGCAAGAGGUGACAGCGAAAAUAUUUUUGUAGCUGCUAUUUGUAAGGAUAGUCAAUCAUACUACGAGCAGUUGUUCAUAGACGUCGCAAGAGUUUUGGAUGAAGACAGAUUGGUGCCAGAAUUUAUAGAGCUUGGUGUUAGAAAUAUUAUCUCCAAGAUAUUAUCUUGUUGA